Peromyscus leucopus (white-footed mouse) is the source of this 1600-nucleotide messenger RNA. RefSeq names its product chromosome 1 C11orf58 homolog (gene C1H11orf58). The coding region runs from base 279 to 779 and encodes 166 amino acids. The record is from RefSeq and is a predicted model, not a curated record. The transcript is spliced from 5 exons. NCBI's taxonomy places the organism in Eukaryota, Metazoa, Chordata, Mammalia, Rodentia, Cricetidae.
ACCUUUGCUCUAUAAUUGUAAAACAUUUUCAUUCUUAUUAUAAAAUUAGUUAGAAUGAUCAAUCCAAUGAAUGUCUUCAUUUCUAUAUCAUCUUUUUCUUUUAGUCACCUUUGUAUGCACACCUGCCUUCAGCCUUUGCCCAUUACAAAUCAAGUAAAUGUUGCACACAUAUAAUAAAAGAUGAAGUAAAAGUCAAGCAGCCUUUUAGAAAAAUGAGAUGGCCCCAGCUCUUCUUGCAAAAUGAAACUCUUACUGCAAAAUGGAGCCCUUCCUGUUGAAUGGCUUUCUGGAUAAGGCUUGGAUCUAGCAAUUGGGAAGCAGCAGACUUAGGCAAUGAAGAGAGAAAACAAAAGUUCUUGAGACUUAUGGGUGCAGGAAAGAAAGAACACACUGGUCGUCUUGUUAUAGGAGAUCACAAAUCAACAUCUCACUUCCGAACAGGGGAAGAAGACAAGAAAAUUAAUGAAGAGCUGGAGUCUCAGUACCAGCAGAGCAUGGACAGUAAACUAUCAGGCCGAUACCGGCGGCACUGUGGACUUGGCUUCAGUGAGGUAGAAGAUCAUGAUGGGGAAGGUGAUGUGGCUGGAGAUGAUGAUGACGAUGACUCGCCUGAUGCUGAGAGUCCAGAUGACUCGGACAGUGACUCUGAGUCUGAGAAGGAGGAGUCUGCAGAAGAACUCCAUGCUGCUGAGCAUCCUGAUGACGCAGAAGACCCGAAGAGCAAAAAAGAUGCGAAGAGCAAUUAUAAGAUGAUGUUUGUCAAGUCCAGCGGCUCAUAACUAUUAAACACUUAGUCUUUGUAUUAAAAGUAAGCCUUAUUGUUAUAAUGCACAGUGGAGGACUGCUUAUAGAGCACAGACCUUUGUAUUAUAAUUUUUAAAAAGGCCCUUUUAAAUAACUACAAAGAGUGUUUGCUUUCAAAUGCCAUGGGUUACAUUUUUCCGGGCAUGACUAUAACCAUUUUUGUAAAGAGUCAGAGUUGUAUAAAAUGAGAAAUAAAUACUGUACUCAGCUUCCUUUCAUAUUAGCUUCGUCAGCCCUCUUACCACCUUUUCACCCCUGCAGAUGCAUUAUGGGGGACACUUACUUUGUUUGUGGUAGCUCUUUCAUCUUUGUGUUUUAGGUUUGUUCCUAUUUUUCUCUUAUAUAAUUCAUUUGAUACUGUGACGUGUUCAUGAGAAAUGUUCCCUUGAUUACACUUUGUUAAAGUAGACCUGUCCCUGUCCAUCAUGGAUGUUUCUGCUGCCGGCCACGCUUCCAUACUGCAGACCAUUGUUGACAGUCCAUGCUUGUUAAGUCUCUGCUUUCAGACCAGAGCAGCACAGGAGCCAGCACAGGACACUAGUGGGUAGAGGUGCAGCCGUCACAUCGUUCAGAAGGUUGUGAACCCAAAAUGUCUUUCUAUAAUUUAAUUUCAAUGUGUGGUAAAGUUUUGAUAAAAUUUGGCCAGUUUUUAUGGAAGAAAUUAUUUCUCUGCUCAUUUAGUCCUGUGUAUUUAGAAAUAUGUAAAACUGGAUUUUUUUUUUUUUUUAAGGUACUAUGUGACCAAAGUUCAUUUUUUUCUUCUAAGGUCUAAAUAAAGAGAAAGCAGUUUCCCAUA